GAUAUUGUAUGUGUUAAAAAGGGUUAUUAAUGAUUUGUUAGAUGUGUUUAAUUCGGGUAACAGGGGAGGUACACAAGCUCCCAAGCUCGGAAUUUCGGAUACAAGUGAACGAGUUUAAGAUAUGGGCGUUGACCGAGUAGUUUGGAUUCGGAUCGCCGAGGUUUGGCUGAGUUAUCUGUUGAGGUGAAGUUGGCAAACGAUUAUGGCGUCGACAUGUUUGCUGGAGGACUUAGGUAAAAAUGAGUAUUGUGUCUAGUGUACCCCUCGAAAAUGGUUGCAAUUGCCAUGUCAGUUUAUUUGUCACGUUGAUGACAUGACAUUUUAGCGGUCAGAGGUGUGUCAGGGGCCUUUUGAGUUCUCCCCUUUCAAAUGUCCAUUUAUGAUUUUUCCCUCUUCUGGAACGUUACCUGGUGCUCGCGACCUUCAUGUUUCUGGUAAUCUCUCAUCCUAGGCAUGUCUGUGAUGUCUUCUUUGAUUUCAGAUUCUUAAACGCGUUUUAGAUGUUGUGAGAGAGAGAAUCUUGACAUUGUCCCUAUUGUAAAUAAAUUCAUGUUUUUUUAUCAACUGGAUCACGGGUCCUUGGUUGGCUGGUUUCCCAGUAUAAUGGUGUUUAUGAUCCUCUUUUCACCAUAUAUAUAGAGUUUGUAUUUUAAGGGUUUUAAGGACAAGUUUUUUAAGUUGAAGACCUUGGCCGUUAAGAACGUGACUCUUCUGUCAAAGGUGUUGUAGGGCUUGAAGCAGAAGGUUCAGGCUCUUGAAUCUGAGAAGCUUACCUUGGAAAAGGAGGAGCAGGCUUGGUUGGGGGAAAAGACGGAUAUGGAGAGGGAUAAGAAAGAAGGCUCUCGAGGAUAAGGUCAUUGAGCAACGCCAAGCUAUGUCUGUCAGUAAAAAGAAGGUCGAGGACCUUGCAAACGACAUGGAAACCAAGUUGAAGGAUGCCGAUACAAUUGCUCGUCGUCUUAAGGAAGAUAUGUUUAAGCGGCAAGAAUCUCAGGACAAACCGAAAAGCAAUAUUUAUGAGGUAGAGGUCGUGAAAGUCCUGUUGGCUAAAGCUUGCAUGAAGGCUUAUUUCGAGGUCUUUAUGAUGGCCAUGCAACAUGUACUGACCUUUUUGGUGAGGUGGAGUUGCUUGAUGUGGUUGUGCUUGACAUCGAUUGGGUUGUGUGUUUACCCUGUGAAUUUGUGCUGCCUCGACGGGUGAUGGUUGUACUUGUCGGGGCUUUAUAGCCUCUACAUUGGUGCGCGUGUAGUACAUAAGCAGUACCAUUUGGGGUUGUAUAUUUGCUACCUCGGCGAGGGUUGUAUAUUUGCUACAUCGGCGAGUAGUAUAUAAGUUGUACCCGUUGGAGUUGUAUGGAAUUGUACCGUCCUGAUCAUCCAAGGCAUGACCGAUUCGAUUCAUGAAAGU
Molecule: messenger RNA, 1408 nt
Organism: Vigna unguiculata (cowpea)
Lineage: Eukaryota; Viridiplantae; Streptophyta; Magnoliopsida; Fabales; Fabaceae
Source: RefSeq, a predicted model, not a curated record